Messenger RNA from Staurois parvus, 387 nucleotides. NCBI's taxonomy places the organism in Eukaryota, Metazoa, Chordata, Amphibia, Anura, Ranidae. The record is from the annotation of a GenBank genome assembly.
AUGUACACUGAUCAUCAGUGUGCACUGAUGAUCAGUGUGCCCUGAUGAUCAGUGUAGCCCCAGCAGUGCCAUCCUGUCAGUGUCCAUCAGUGCCUUGUGUCAGUGCCCAUCAUGCCACAUCAAUGCCACAUAUCAGUGCCCAUCUAAGCUGCCUUUCAGUGUCACCCAUCAGUGCCAGUCAGUGCCACCUAUCAAUGCCAAUCAGUGUCACCUAUCAGUACCGCCUAUCAGUGCCAUGUAUCAGUGCUGCCUUUCAGUGCCCAUCAGUGAUGCCUGUCAAUGCUCAUCAGUGCCUCCUCAUCAGUGCCCAUCAGUGCCACCUAUCAGUGUCAAUCAGUGCAGCCUAUCAGUGCCCAUCACUGCAGCCUCAUUAGCGCACAUCAGUGA